UGACACUGUCCAUAGAAGCAGCUGGGUUACUGAACCAUUGCCUCCCCUGUUAGACUUCUAAACCGUCACAGUUCCAUCACUUCGCAAUGCCGGUCUACAUGCUCUACGGCUUUAAGUGGCCGCGCGCUGGCUUCACGGGUAUACGAGUCUACAUCGUCCUACACAACCUAGAGGAUGCGACAGCGGAGUAUCUCCAACAACCGACUACUACCCAGCUGCUCCUCGAGUCGUUCGCAAAGACCGAACCGGGUAUCGUAUCCCGUCUCCCCGACCUGCGGUUUAUUGAACAGUAUGAUCCCAACGACGUCAGCGAUGCAGCCGUUAGCAAGCCCUACGCCUACGUCGCGGGUAAAGUGAUUACACUACCGGAAUCCGGAGUGCUAAGUUGGGACGCUGAGGAGCUGGUCAAGGACCCGGGCUUAGAGAAGGACGCGAUGGAAGCGUUGACUGAGAUGCGGGAUAAAUAUGCCGCCGGUGAGAAGAUUGGCUGGUGGAUUGUGUACAAUGGAGACCCGGAGAGAUGGUUCCCCCCAAAUGAAGAGGAUGAUGAUGACAGUAUGAUGUACGAAAAGGAUGAAGAUGGCGAAGGGAGCGCAUAUGGGAAUGGAUCACGGCCCCCUUCAACACCUACUGCAUUCCUUCCCCAAAGAUUAACGCAGUUCUUCGGUUCUAAAAAGGCCGCUUGAGUUAGCCAUAUGAAUGACGUGCUUAGCCAUGCGAUCUACCAAAAUAUGACGAGUCAUUGUUUUU
Molecule: messenger RNA, 750 nt
Organism: Aspergillus alliaceus
Lineage: Eukaryota; Fungi; Ascomycota; Eurotiomycetes; Eurotiales; Aspergillaceae
Exons: 2
Coding region: 87-686 (199 amino acids)
Source: RefSeq, a predicted model, not a curated record